AUGAACGGCGUAAAGGCAACAAAGCCAGUCUUCACUGCCGAGGCCGCAACCAAGGAAUAUGCAGCCUCCCUUGAUGAAGCAGAUCUCCUCAAGGACCUUCGUGAUCAGUUCAUCAUUCCUUCCAAGGCGAACCUUGCUAGCAAGAAACUAGCCAAGCCAGGGUUAUCUAAGGAGGAUAGCAUCUAUUUCUGUGGAAAUUCACUGGGAAUCCAGCCCAAGGCAGUCGCCAAGUACAUGGAAGCACAGCUGGACACCUGGUCAUCCAUCGGGGUCUGCGGCCACUUUACUGCCCUGGAGGACUCACCUCUGAGGGAAUGGCAGGUUUUAUCCGAACAGGCCGCCGAGUCUAUGAGCAAGAUUGUGGGUGCGACACCCGAGGAGGUUGCUGCAAUGGGGACUUUGACAGCGAACUUGCACUUCCUCAUGGCCAGCUUCUACAAGCCCACGGAAACCCGACGCAAGAUCCUGAUGGAUUGGAAGGCUUUCCCCAGUGACCACUACGCAAUCGAAUCGCACAUCGCUUGGCACGGCCUUGAUUCCAAAGAGAACAUGGUGCUUAUUGGCCCAGAUGAGGGGCAAUACGAGAUUUCGACAGAGAAGAUUCUCAAGUACAUCGAUCAGCAUGCGGAAGAUGCUGCACUUCUUCUUUUGCCCGGUAUCCAAUACUACACCGGCCAGCUAUUCGACAUUCCUCAGAUCACAGAACACGCCAAGUCCCGCGGUCUCGUUGUAGGCUGGGAUUUAGCACACGCCUACGGCAAUGUUUAUCUCAAAUUACAUGACUGGGAAGUCGACUUCGCCGCCUGGUGCACAUACAAAUACGGAAAUGCCGGCCCCGGCGCGAUGGGAGGCAUCUUCGUUCAUGAGAAGCAUGGCAAAGUAGACUACAGCGAGGGCGAAGAUUCUCCGAAAUUCCGUCACCGACUGACAGGAUGGUAUGGCGGAGACCGCUCGGUGCGAUUCAAAAUGGACAAUAAGUUCAAGCCCAUCCCCGGAGCUGGCGGCUUUGUCGUGUCAAAUCCCUCGGUGAUUGACCUGACCACCCUCUGCGCCUCGCUUUCUGUAUUUGACCGGACCUCCAUGGCGGCCCUGCGCCAGAAGUCUAUCACGUUAACCGCGUACCUGGAGUUCUUGCUACUGAAGGACACUACAGAUGAAGAUCGCCAGUUCACUAUUAUUACUCCCUCAGAUCCUCACGCGCGCGGGGCCCAGUUGAGUCUCUUGCUCAAACCGGGCCUCCUUCACAACGUGGCGCAGAAGCUGCAAGACGCUGGUAUCAUUUGCGACAAGCGCGAGCCAGACGUCGUCCGUGUGGCCCCUGUCCCCCUGUACAACACCUUUUCCGAGGUUUUCACAUUUGUGGAAGUGUUCAAAAGUGCUUUGGUUCAGUAA
Penicillium chermesinum is the source of this 1392-nucleotide messenger RNA. Its product is annotated as kynureninase. The coding region runs from base 1 to 1392 and encodes 463 amino acids. Gene Ontology annotation, cellular component: cytoplasm. The record is from RefSeq and is a predicted model, not a curated record. NCBI's taxonomy places the organism in Eukaryota, Fungi, Ascomycota, Eurotiomycetes, Eurotiales, Aspergillaceae. The transcript has 4 exons. Gene Ontology annotation, molecular function: pyridoxal phosphate binding; kynureninase activity. Gene Ontology annotation, biological process: NAD+ biosynthetic process.